UAGUCCCUUAACCAGACACGCAUCAUCACCACAUCCUCCUAUGCAAUGCAUAUCAUCAACAACGCUUGUUAUACGAUAGCAGUUUGAAAAACACUGCAAUAUCACGUUCAGGAAGCAGGAGUUCCCUAAGUUGGCGAGUCCAACUAUGAGACUCCUUAAUGCCCGUUUAGGUGACAACUUCUUCAUUUGCUGGUUCGUCGUCAAGCUCAAGGGCUGCUGCAACUCCGACGAAACAGCCCCCUGUACUUCCUUUCGAACCAAAGCUGCAACUCUCUCAGCAUACUUUCCUUUGGGGGAACGUUUCAGGUGUUUCCACCUCCAAUUUAGUUGAGUAUUGCGCAGCCCAUCA
Messenger RNA from Linum tenue, 349 nucleotides. The record is from the annotation of a GenBank genome assembly. Lineage: Eukaryota; Viridiplantae; Streptophyta; Magnoliopsida; Malpighiales; Linaceae.